Messenger RNA from Fusarium pseudograminearum CS3096, 2262 nucleotides. RefSeq lists its product as uncharacterized. The coding region runs from base 1 to 2262 and encodes 753 amino acids. The transcript is spliced from 2 exons. Gene Ontology annotation, molecular function: microtubule binding; GTP binding; GTPase activity. Gene Ontology annotation, cellular component: microtubule; membrane; cytoplasm. The record is from RefSeq and is a predicted model, not a curated record. NCBI's taxonomy places the organism in Eukaryota, Fungi, Ascomycota, Sordariomycetes, Hypocreales, Nectriaceae.
AUGGAGACAUCUAUUCCCGACACGAAUAUGGCCAGGGGAGACUACCGUGAUCUCCUGGACAUUAUCGACAAUCUUCGAUUACAUGGAGUCAGCCGUUAUAUUGAUCUGCCUGAGAUUAUCGUUUGUGGAGACCAGUCGGCAGGCAAGAGCUCUGUUCUCGAAGCCAUCUCUGGCUUGUCUUUCCCCAUCAAAGACGGCCGCUGUACCCGGUUUGCUACGGAGCUAGUUCUUCGUCGAGGUCACAGGACUGAUGCCGAGGUUUCUAUCACACCAGGCAAGAAUCGCUUUGGUGAGGAUAAGGAACGACUCGAAACAUGGCGGCCAAACGAAAGCCUAGCUCACGUGGGGCUGGGCGUCAUAACGAAGGAAGCGGAAUCUGCCAUGGCUAUCCCAGGUGGUACUGGGGAGUUUUACGAAGACACACUCCGUAUCGAGCUCACUGGGCCGGAUCAGCCACAUCUAACCAUGGUCGAUCUCCCUGGACUCUUCAGGGGAGGGAACAAAGAACAGUCUGACACUGACAUCGACAUUGUCCACGACAUGGUGGAGUCGUAUAUGGUGCGACCGCGCAGCAUCAUACUCGCUGUCGUGUCAGCUAAGUACGAGUACGUACUGCAAGAAGUCACCAAGAUGGCCAAGAACGCCGAUCCAAAUGGCUUAAGAACCAUGGGCCUUAUUACAAAACCUGACACCUUGGAUGCCGGCUCCCCAUCUGAGGAUUACUUUGUUCGUCUGGCUAAAAACGUCGAAGAGGAGCUUUGUCUCGGUUGGCAUGUUUUGAAAAAUCGCGACUUCAAGGAGCGUGAUGUUACCUCAGCACAGCGCGACGAGAUAGAAAGAGCCUUUUUCUCUCAGGGAUUGUGGGAUUCUGUUAACUCUUUGCACUGCGGAGUGGCGGCACUGCGGGUCAGAUUGAGCAUAGUCUUGAAAGAUCAAAUCCUUGCUCAACUUCCAAGUCUUGAACAGGACGUGGAAGAGGGUAUUCGUGAUUGCGCUGAAAGGCUCGAUUGUCUUGGCCCAGUGCGAGAAACCCCGCUGCAGCAACAGAGCUACUUACUGCGAGUAAGUGAGGAAUACACGAGCCUGAUGAGAUAUGCAGUCGAUGGCACGUACACUGAUCAAUUUUUCGGUAGUCGGAAUGACAAGGCUACGUUCAACAGAAGGCUACGCGCAGUUAUACGCAGACAGCUUGAUGUUUUUUCGGAGGAAAUGCGGCUGAGUGGUCAUAGCCAGCAGAUCGUUGAUUCCGAGAGUGACGAUGAAAAUGACAUUGGGUGUCGUGAUGUGCCCGAGAUUUCUCGGUCCGACUUUAUCAAGGAGGUUGCUAAUCGUCUCGUUUACGGCAAAGGUCGUGAGCUACCGGGUCUUUUCAACCCCCUCAUCGUUAACGACCUUUUUGUUGAGCAAUGCACCCCCUGGAAGAGGAUCGUGAUGUCCCUUGCUGGAAACAUCCUCGAGGCAGUGGAAACAACGACAGAGCUGAUAGUGGGCCAAACUACGGCAAGUGAAGUAUCCGAAGGGGUUCUCAAAUACAUUCGUAAAGAAAUCAACGAGCUUGAGACGAAGAUGAUCGCGCAGAUUAAUACAUUACUCGAAUUAGCCGCACAGCACCCAAUCACAAAUAACUCACAGCUUACCCAGAAUGUUCAGCGGAUCCAGCAGAAUCGCCACAAGCGUAAUACCAUAGCACGAAUCAAUAGCAUGUUUGGACAGAACCGCUUUGACGGUUCAGACAAGAAAAUCAGCAUCAAUCCCCUGGAGCUGUUGAAGGUGUUUCAAGAGGGCUUUGAGCCAAAUAUGGAGCGGUUUGGGAGUGCGCUGGCAGUUGCAAUGGAGAGGUUCAUCGAUGAUGUGAGCGCUCUGGCAGUAGAGGACUGUCUCAUAAGUAAGCUUCCCGGGCUUUUCAGGUCAGCAAAUGUCAUGAACAUGGGUGAAGAAGACCUACAUCUCCUUGCAGGUGAAACUCCGGAGUCCUCUAUGGAGAGGGAACGCUUGAAAGUGAAACUGGAGAUCCUUGAGAAAGGUCUACAAGACAUCAAGGGCUUUCAUAAGCGAAGGGCAGUUAUUGAUCCUGUACAGCAUCAUGACAUAGUGUGGGAAGUCUCCAAGGAUGACUCAGUCAGCAGAUCUAAGCAGGCCUCAGAUAUUUCUAGCAGCGUAAAGGCAGAUUCCGAUAUAUUCAGCACCGAGGACCUCGCUGAAGUUAGGGAGCAGACAGCUCGCUUCAGGUAUUUGUACAGUAGCUCUGGUAUAGAUAUGUAA